AUGCGAACCUUCGUUGCCAUCGCCCUCGUCGGGCUAGUGUCAGUGGUGCGAUCGGAUCUUCCCCAUUACAAUUUAGAAAAAAGCUUCGACACCGGUCUGAGAGAAUGUGCCGAAUUGAACGAGAUCAGUAAUUGUGAUCUGAAACAGUACAUAGCGGACUCCUUUCCCAACGUACCGAUAGUGCGAAAACUAUUACGUUGCUCUAUGUUGAAUGUGAAAAGCUAUAAUGAUGCCACCGGAGUUUGGCAGCCUCAGAUGAGUGCCUUUUUUCAACCGUCGCCAGCUGAUAGUUGCUACCAGAACCGAACCCAGGUGUGCCUCAACUCGAUUCCAGAAAGAGUGGAUCCAUCAGACGUCGACAGUUUGGCCUAUGAGUCCUUCCAGUGCUAUUACCGCAGCUAUGGAGACUUGGUUGAAAGUGAUCAGUUCCUGCGAGACUCACCGUUGGAGUUUGGCCAGGUUUUAGUGGCUACUUCCGACUAUCUGCAGCUGUCUGGAGAAACGUUAGUUGAUUUAUGCAAGGGAAACAUUUUGAACAAUGACCAAUUUCCGAAAAUCCUAUACGUUAUCGCUGUUCGGGCUGGAUUCUACAGUGUCAACAGUGGUGUUCAACUGAAUCGUUUAUAUAUUCAGUUCGGCAACGAAGCUCUGUUGACCCCGGAAACGCAACAGUGCGUCGAUGAUGUGGCUCAGGAAAACUGCAGUGCCGAUGACGUAACGCAAAAUUACCAGAUUUUCGUUAAGUGCUUGGAGCCCCUUCUUCCUAUCCCAAAGCUUCUUCAGGAAUUCUCAAAGCAACGGGUCAGUGAUCCAGACGUUUGUGACUGCUCGUCUCCUCAGGUUCAAGUCUACAAUGUGGCGUAA
This is a messenger RNA of Ochlerotatus camptorhynchus, 864 nucleotides long. RefSeq lists its product as uncharacterized. Gene Ontology annotation, molecular function: odorant binding. The coding region runs from base 1 to 864 and encodes 287 amino acids. The transcript has a single exon. The record is from RefSeq and is a predicted model, not a curated record. NCBI's taxonomy places the organism in Eukaryota, Metazoa, Arthropoda, Insecta, Diptera, Culicidae.